Molecule: messenger RNA, 960 nt
Organism: Esox lucius (northern pike)
Lineage: Eukaryota; Metazoa; Chordata; Actinopteri; Esociformes; Esocidae
Product: trace amine-associated receptor 13c-like
Exons: 1
Coding region: 1-960 (319 amino acids)
Biological process (GO): G protein-coupled receptor signaling pathway
Cellular component (GO): membrane
Molecular function (GO): trace-amine receptor activity
Source: RefSeq, a predicted model, not a curated record
AUGGAGGAACAUGAAGAUGACCAAUACUGUUUUCAAGACAGAAACUCUUCUUGCAGAAAGACUUCAAUGUCAACAUUUAUUUACAUAACACUGUACACCUUCUUCUCAUUAAUCUCAGUUGUGACAGUAUUUUUAAACCUACUGGUGAUCAUCUCCAUCUCUCACUUCAAGCAGCUCCACACUCCAACCAACCUGCUCAUCCUCUCUCUAGCUGUGUCAGAUCUGCUGGUGGGACUCAUUGUGAUACCAGCAAUGACUGUAGCAAUAUUGGAACCAUGCUGGGUUCUUGGGGAAUAUUUCUGUGUGUUGUUUCUCUUUGCCAGUUUUUCAUGUACAUCUUUAUCCCUUGGUAAUUUAAUUUUGAUAUCUAUUGACCGUUAUGUUGCUGUGUGUGAUCCCUUAAUGUACCACUCAAAAAUAACAACUUCAAGAAUUAGGUGUUGUAUAGCCCUUACCUGGUGUUGUUGUAUCAUAUAUAAUGUUGUUCUUAUGAAAGUGCUUGUUAAUGUACAGGUACCCAGUAGAUGUUUUGAAGAAUGUUAUUUUUCUGAAGGAUUUAUCUCAGGCAUCAUUAUGGACCUUGUUAUUUCAUUGGUUGCCCCAUGUUCCAUUAUCAUAACACUAUAUUUGAAAAUAUUUGUGGUGGCCAGAUCACAUGCCAGAAAGUUAUAUUCAAACGAGGCUGCCAGUGGUGUUAAAACAGUACAGGCAAAUAAGUCGGAGAGAAAAGCAACAAAAACUCUAGUCAUUAUUGUUUUCAACUAUCUAAUUUGCUGGAUUCCCAUGUAUUUUUUACAGUUAAUUUAUGAUGCAAGUAAUGACUCUUCCUCAGCUUUCAUAUGUUUUCCGCUACUUUUCAAUUCUCUUGUAAAUCCAAUAAUCUAUGCUCUCUUUUAUCCGUGGUUCAAGGUGACAGCUAAACGUAUUUUAACUUUGAAGUUGAGGCUUUAUACUCCCUAA